Molecule: messenger RNA, 1119 nt
Organism: Durusdinium trenchii
Lineage: Eukaryota; Dinophyceae; Suessiales; Symbiodiniaceae
Source: the annotation of a GenBank genome assembly
AUGAACCGGCUUGGAGGGCCACCCGACCAAGCUACCGAGCCCGAGCUUCCCCAUUCAGUGUCCGGAGUACUGGCACUGAGAAGCAAUGGCCUCCAACCUAAGAGCGAUGGCCUCGCGAUGGCCUCCAACCUAAGAGCGAUGGCCUCCAACCUAAGAGCGAUGGCCUCCAACCUAAGAGCGAUGGCCUCCAACCUACUGGUACUGAGAGGCGUGCUUGAGAUCUCACCUCACAGCUUCACCGCCUCCGGCUUGACGACCAUCACACUCCCGGAGACCACGGAGUCGAUUGGCGACUCCGCCUUCGAGGCCUGCAGGAGCUUGAGUGAGGUGAGGAUGUCGGACUGUGUGAGCGAGAUUGGGGAGGGCGCCUUUGCCGCCUGCAGUGCCCUCGUGAGCUUGAAGCUCUCGAGGUCUGUGAUGAAGAUCGGAGGAUCAGCCUUUGCAGGGUGCAGUGCUUUGUCCAGCUUGAGCAUUCCAGACUCGGUGAUACAUCUUGGCCCAUCUGCACUGGAAAACUGCACUUCUUUGGGCAGGCUGACUCUUCCUGAUUCGAUGGUGUUCAUUUCUCCCUCCACCUUCGCUGGUUGCACUUCUUUGUUGAGCUUGACCAUCCCAGACUCCGUGCUUGAGCUUGGAGAGUCUGCGUUUGAAGGUUGCAUUGCACUGACAGAUGUGAGGAUCCCCAGGCAUGUGAGAGAGAUUGAAGAGUCUGUCUUCGCGGGCUGUCGUGCUUUGAAGAGCUUGACCAUCCCGAACUCUGUGAGCAGGAUAGGAGUAUCUGCCUUUGCAGGCUGUAGUUCCUUGACCAACUUGACUCUCCCGAACUCCAUCACUGAGAUUCAAACAGCUGCCUUUGCAGGUUGCACUUCUUUGACAACAUUGACCAUCCCAGAUGCUGUGGUCAAGCUGGGAACCUCUGCAUUUGCAGGCUGCAGUGCCUUGACCACUUUGACCAUUUCGAGCCCUGCAACUCGAAUAGGACUUGCUGCAUUUGCAGGCUGCAGUGCUUUGGGAAGUUUGAGCAUUCCAAAGCCUCCGACUCAGAUUGAUCCAUCUGCUUUCGCUGGCUGUCCUUCGCUUUGUCUUGCCGCCUUGCUCGAUGGAAGCACUGAACGUUAG